Molecule: messenger RNA, 4418 nt
Organism: Cyprinus carpio (common carp)
Lineage: Eukaryota; Metazoa; Chordata; Actinopteri; Cypriniformes; Cyprinidae
Product: E3 ubiquitin-protein ligase UHRF1
Exons: 17
Coding region: 165-2513 (782 amino acids)
Biological process (GO): negative regulation of gene expression via chromosomal CpG island methylation
Molecular function (GO): ubiquitin protein ligase activity; protein binding
Source: RefSeq, a predicted model, not a curated record
GAAACACGUUGUUGAACACUUUUAUUGAUUCGAACCCCACUUCCAGUGCGUUUCGCGGCAGGACUCAACUCUAACAAAAGUGCAACAUUUUCACACUUUUAGCGCUUUAAUUGAAUUAAAACCACGUCUUCUAUUCUCAAGAGGAGGAUUACAGGUUUGCCGCCAUGUGGAUCCAGGUGCGCACUAUGGAUGGCAAGGAGACCCAUCGGGUCGACUCCCUGUCCAAGCUCACCAAGGUGGACGAGCUGCGUGUGAAGAUCGCCGAGCUCUUCAACGUCGAAGCUGAGAGAGCAACUACUCUACAGACAGGAUCACAGAUGGAAGACGGCCACACAAUCUUCGACUAUAAUGUUGGGUUAAACGACAUCGUGCAACUUCUGGUGCGUCAGAAGCUCUCGUCGGUGCCGCUGCCGAAGGACAAAGAGGCUGAGCUGUCCGACUCUGACUCUGGCUGCGGAUCGGCCCAGAGCGAGUCCGAUAAGAGCUCCACGCAUGGCGAGAGCGACGGCCAAAGCGCCGGGACCUCGGGCCAGACUGACACGCCGGAUCUCAUCGACCCUGGCUUUGGCUUUUACAAGAUCAAUGAGUUUGUGGAUGCUCGAGAUUUGAACAUGGGUGCCUGGUUUGAGGCGCAGAUUGUCAACGUGACGAAAACAACAAAGUCUUCAAGUGAAGACGGAGGAUCCGAUGAGGAAGAGGAGAUAAUUUACCACGUCAAAUAUGAAGAUUACCCUGAGAACGGCGUGGUGCAGCUGCGCGGGAAAGACGUCCGUCCGCGGGCGCGCACCGUCUACCAGUGGCACCAGCUGGAGAAGGGCAUGAUCGUGAUGGUGAACUACAACCCGGAUGAGCCCAAGGAGCGCGGCUACUGGUACGACGCCGAGAUCCAGAGGAAGAGGGAAACGCGUACCCAGCGCGAGGUUUACGGCAAGAUCCUGCUCAGAGAAGCUGGCGAUUCUCUCAACGACUGUCGCAUCAUGUUUGUAACCGAAAUCUACAAGAUCGAGGAGCCGGGAUGUUCGGAGGGUCCAGGAGCCUCUUCCGACAGCCCUCUCAAGAGGUCAAAUGGGCCUGAGUGCAAGGUCUGCAAAGACGACCCGAAGAAGAACUGCCGCAUGUGCAACUGUCACGUCUGCGGCGUGAAGCAGGAUCCCGACAAACAGCUGCUGUGCGACGAAUGCGACAUGGCGUUUCACACGUACUGCCUGAACCCGCCGCUCACCACCAUCCCUGAGGACGAGGACUGGUAUUGUCCUGAAUGCCGUAACGACGCCAGCGAGGUGGUUCUGGCCGGAGAGAAGCUGAAGGAAAGCAAGAAGAAGGCCAAGAUGGCAUCGGCGAGCUCGUCCAGUCAGAGAGACUGGGGGAAGGGUAUGGCGUGUGUCGGCCGCACUAAACAGUGCACCAUCGUUCCCUCCAACCAUUACGGCCCUGUUCCUGGAGUCCCAGUGGGAACACAGUGGAAGUUCAGAGUGCAGGUGAGUGAAUCCGGCGUUCACAGGCCUCACGUCGCUGGGAUUCACGGCAGAAGUAAUGACGGCGCUUAUUCUCUGGUUCUCGCCGGAGGCUACGAAGAUGACGUGGACGACGGUAACGAGUUCACCUACACGGGAUCCGGGGGUCGCGACCUCUCCGGAAACAAGAGGACGGCCGAGCAGUCCUGCGAUCAGAAGCUCACCAACAUGAACAGGGCUCUUGCUCUGAACUGCAACGCGGCGGUGAACGAGAAGGAAGGCGCCGAGGCCAAAGACUGGAAAGCUGGGAAACCCGUGAGAGUCGUGCGCAGCUCCAAAGGACGUAAACACAGCAAGUUCAGUCCCGAAGACGGCAACCGCUACGAUGGCAUUUACAAGGUGGUGAAGUAUUGGCCGGAAAAGGGCAAGUCCGGCUUCCUCGUUUGGAGAUACUUGCUGAAACGUAACGAUGAUGAACCUGCGCCGUGGACCCGCGACGGGAAGGAGCGCAUUAAGAAACUGGGGCUCACCAUGCAGUAUCCUGAAGGUUAUCUGGAAGCCGUAGCUGCGAAAGAAAAGGAGAAAGAGAACAAAAACGAAGACGACGAGGUUGAAGAAACGCCCACCAAAGGCAAGAGGAAGAGGAAAUCCCAGACCGUGGACGAGAAGAGCUCUCCGACCAAAAGCACACCUAAGAAGAUGAAAGUGGAGGCGUAUAAACUGAGCAAAGAGCAGAAGGCCUUGAUCAAGGACGACGAGCUCAACAAGAAGCUGUGGGACGAAGCCAUGGAGUCUCUCAACCUCGGACCUCGGUUCAUCAACAAAGUGGAGGAGGUUUUCCUGUGCAUCUGCUGCCAAGAAGUCGUCUAUCAGCCCAUCACCACAGAAUGCCAACACAACGUCUGCAGGGAAUGCCUUCAGCGAUCUUUCAAAGCUGAGGUCUACACCUGUCCGGCCUGCCGACACGACCUGGGCAAAAACUACCAAAUGACGGUGAACAAACCUCUCCAAGCCAUCCUCACUCAGCUCUUCCCCGGAUACAGCAGCGGCCGGUGUUGACGCUGAUGCUGUCGGCAUGGUGCUGCGGCGCGACAGAAUUUCAUGAACGAAACAUGGAUUUCGUUUUUUUUUUUAUAUAUUUAACAAAUGCAUCAGGUUGUAGGAUUGAUGGAAACACCUCCGCCUUGAACACCGCUACUUGAUUUGGCCCUGUUUUGUGAUCUGCCUCUAUCUAGCCACUUGACUUCUUUACGCUGUAGUUACUUCUUCCGAAUUGCGAUUCUUCGUAUUUACGAGUAAAGUGAUUCUAGUCGUGUUUUAGCUAUAGCCGCUUCAAGUGACGUAUCAUUGCCUCCUACACCAGCACAAUGAACCAUAGCUAUGCACAAUUACGAUGUUCGUUAAUAAUUUUUCGCAGCAAUUUGUCAUUACGAUGAUUUGUACGAAAACGCUGGCUCUAGAAUCCUGUUUAAAAAGAUCUCGUUGCUUCAUAAGUGUGUUGGACAUUUUUACUGUACAUCGUUAGCGCUAACUGAAUUUAAUGAAUGCUAAUAUCACAUCAAAACGCUUUUUUGCCAUUUGAUGUUAACAAGCUUUCGUACAAAUGCUAUUCAGAAUGGUUGAGUUUAAGGUGCUGUAGCAGUAGCGUGUUUUACCAUUGUUAACGUUAACUAAACUAUCUAUGCACUAUUGAGGUUUCUUCAUUUUUCACAAACAGUAAUUUGUCAUUAUGAUGAUUUGUCUGAAACCCCUGGCUCUAGAAUCCCAUUAAAACGAUCCCAUUGCAUUGCGAUUUUGGCUAAUGCUUUUUGGCAAACAGUAAUUUGUCAUUACGAUGAUUCGUCCGAAACACUGGCUCUAGAAUCCCAUUAAAACGAUCCCAUUGCAUUGCAAUUUUGGCUAAUGCUUUUUCGCAAACAGUAAUUUGUCAUUGCAAUGAUUUGUGCGAAAGCACUGGCUCUAGAAUCCUAUUAAAUUGAUCCAGCGCUUUUGCGUUUUUACUGUACCGUCAUUAGCGUUAACUAAAUUUAAAAGAAUUUUUUUUUUUUUUUUUUUUUUGCCAGCGGUUUUUCGUCAUUUAUGGCAAUGACAAGCCUUCGUACAAAUGUCAUUUAAGAUCUGUGAGUUUAAGGUGCCGUAGCUUUACUAGCGCAUAAACGUUUUUACGUUUUGGCUUUAUUAAAUAUUUUAUCGUACUGCCGUUAUUGGUAACUAAUAAAAUUUAAUCUAAAAAAAUUAUUCAUUUUAACCUAUUUACGUAAAAAAAAAACCUUGACUUAUCCUGUUUUUUUUUCUUAUCCAUUUUGAUAAGCAACUAAAUUUUAAUACCCUCUGAAAUAAAUAGAUAUUAUCCCUCUUUUUUUGUUACGUUUCGUUUAUUUGCUUUGCUGUUUAACUGCUGUAUGUGCUUUAGAAAUGGCGUGUCAUUUAUUUUUUUUUCCACUAACUUCUGCCGUUAUGCAAACAGUGGUCAUGCGCGUAAAACCGAUCCACGAUCUGCAUUUCAGGUGCUGUUUUGAGUCGAUCCUGGAUCUGGUUUUAAGCGCUCCUGGUCUGCCUUGACUUUUCGAAAGGUUUUCGAGGUGAAUCCUUGAACCGUUUUCCGCACAAACACAUACAGAUUCUCAUUCAGGAAGUAUUUAAUUGUAUCGUCUUUUUCGCCCGUUGACGUUCUUUGCUUGUUCUAAGAGUUGUUAUAGUAUUUGCUAAAUAAAAUGCCUAAGGCUGCAGAUAAUUACCUUUUUUUUUUGUUUGUUUGUUUUAUUUGUUUUCUUUAGUUAUACCUCAACCAUUUCUAAUAUUUGCAUAGACUGGAGCUGUAUAUUCUGAAAUUUGAAAUUGUAUAUUUUUAGCACUUGUAUUUAGCCAUUUUUAUGUAGUGUUUGAUGCAUAGCUAUUUUCUUGCACUGGGAUGAGUGCUAUAUUUUUCAAUAAACUGUAUUGAACUUUUUAUAUAAAAUAAAA